This is a messenger RNA of Seriola aureovittata, 1385 nucleotides long. Its product is annotated as anti-sigma-I factor RsgI2-like. The record is from RefSeq and is a predicted model, not a curated record. Bases 117 to 1115 code for a protein of 332 amino acids. The transcript is spliced from 7 exons. NCBI's taxonomy places the organism in Eukaryota, Metazoa, Chordata, Actinopteri, Carangiformes, Carangidae.
AUCGAAGAAGAAGAAGGAGGCGGAGCACCGGCAGUAGCAGCAGACGAAGAAGAAGGAGAAGAAGGAGAAGAAGAAGGAAUAAAGAGGAUUUAUCCACAUAUUGGUCCAUAAUAAAGAUGCCCACUCAGAAGGAAUGCAUCGUCUGUAAGAAGAAAAUCGGCGUAGCCAGCAAAACAUGUGCACACUGCGGCGCCAAGCAGCCGUACAAACAAAAGCUGGAGAACAUAAAGAGGAAACUUUCCCACGGCUGGAAGGAAAGGCAGAAGAAGAACAGCAGCGUCAACAAAGUGUACGACGCAACAAAUCUACUGCUCCACAAGUGGGAACUUCUGGAGCGACAUCCGAUGCUGCUUCUCGCCAGGAGAACUGCAAACGGGUUUUUAGCCGAGUGUUUCUGUCCGUGGCAGAUGAACGCAGAAGACGGUAAAGACGCCCUCGCUACAAUAAAGAGGAUUUAUGAAAGUCUCCUUAACGUGGCUCUACCAUCUGGACCAGCGGGGGGGCCGAGGGAGGGUCCAGCAGGAGACGGCGAGGAGCCUUCAGCCACACAGACACAGACUCCACCUCCCGACCACCUCGUCCUCCCUCCUCACAACGCAGCUGACCCGCAGUCAGACUCCGUGUCCUCCCCUCUGCUCAGCCCGCAGCUUCACACUGAAUUCACUUUUGUCGUCGCACCUGGAUCCUCGUCGCUGGUUUCUCCCCUGCCCUCGUCCUCCUCCUCGUCCUCCCACAUCCCUCCUGUGUCCUCCUCCUCCUCCCUGACCCGUCCUGUGUCCUCCUCCUCCCUCACCCAGCCAGCGUCCCCCUCUCUGGUUUCUCCAGUGUCACCGACCCUCUCUGUUUCUCCCAAACCGUCUCUCUCUCCUGCGUCCUCUCAGCCGGACUCUCCAGACUCAGUGUCUCUCUCAUGGACGAGAACACAGGAAAGACGGCGACUAGACCCCAGUGAGUGUCCCAUUCAUCAACGGUCCACCAGUUUCCCAUACAAAAAAAUACUGGGGGAGAGAAUCAGGGAGGGACGCGCAGAGGUGUUGGUGCAGUGGUAUCCUUGCUCCGGAUGUGGAGCAAAGUGGAAAAACACCUGGGAGCCAAAAGAAAAUAUUUUAAGUUAAUUUUAUUCUCAAAAUAGUUGUGUUUUAUUAUUAUUAUUGUUGUUGUUGUUGUUGUUGUUGUUGUUGUUGUGUUAUGAGACAUUUACAGAGACUGACUGACUGAGGUUGUGCCUUUUCGCAUCAGAUUUUUGCCUUUAAUGUAAUAUUUUAAAUAAUAUUCGUCCGUUCUUUCGUGUAACUGCUUUGUAAAGCAAACAUCCUCCUUUUUCUGCAUCGAAGGAAACUGGAUACAUAAAAUAAAACGUUUUUAAUUAAACUUUAUUGUCACUG